This is a messenger RNA of Phycodurus eques (leafy seadragon), 5548 nucleotides long. Its product is annotated as oxysterol-binding protein 1-like. Gene Ontology annotation, cellular component: cytosol; membrane; intracellular membrane-bounded organelle. NCBI's taxonomy places the organism in Eukaryota, Metazoa, Chordata, Actinopteri, Syngnathiformes, Syngnathidae. Gene Ontology annotation, molecular function: sterol binding. The record is from RefSeq and is a predicted model, not a curated record.
UCGCUUGACGUCAAAACACCGGCAUCAGUGAAUGCAUUUGACAAAAAAAAUAUUAACCGCGUAAUAAAUACUGAGCAUAGUAUAAUGUGUGUGUGUGUGUAUAUAUAUAUAUAUAGCGAGAGAGAGAGAGAGCAAAACAGCUUAUGGAAGCGGGUGUCACACGUCCGACGUGUUCGGCCGAUUUGGAUGACAACUUCCGGGCUAGCUAGCAAGCUUAGUGGCGGGCCAGAGUUUAAGGAGAUUUUCAUGCCUUAAAUUGUCUUCCUGCUCUUUUCAGGGUUGCGGUCGUGCUGGAGCCUAUCCGAGCUCUGUCUUCGGGCGAGAGGCAUGGUACACCCACAACUGGUCGCCAGGCAAUCGCAGAUGAUGACGCUGCUAUGAUGUCAUCAGAGUCCAAGCCCCCCGCUCCCACCCCGGGAGACAUGUACAAGGGCUGGCUCUUCAAGUGGACCAACUACAUUAAAGGUUACCAGAGACGCUGGUUCGUCCUCAGUAAUGGACUGCUCUCAUAUUAUCGGACCCAGGCCGAGAUGGGCCACACGUGUCGCGGCACCAUCAACCUGGCCACGGCCAACAUCGUCGUGGAGGACUCGUGCAACUUCGUCAUCUCCAAUGGGGGCGCCCAGACGUACCACCUGAAAGCGAGCUCGGAGGUGGAGCGCCAACGCUGGAUCACCGCCCUGGAGCUCGCCAAGGCAAAGGCUUUUCCCAUACAGGAUCUGUCCGAUGAGUCGGCGGAUGAAGCGUCUGAAGCCCCCCCUUCUUCGGGACAGGGGGGCGGCCGCAACAUUGAAAUCCAGUCUACGCUGCGCACGCUCAGCAACAAAGUGGAGGACCUUAACACCUGCAAUGACCUCAUUGUCAAGCAUGGAUCAGCACUGCAAAGAUCUUUGUCAGAACUGGAGGGCAUUCAUGCAGCAGCGGACAUGGGUGAGAAGAUCAGACAAGUCACAGAGAGGGCCACGCUCUUCCGAAUCACCUCCAUUGCAAUGAUCAACGUGUGCCAAGACUUCCUGUCCAUGGCUCAGAACCACAGUAAGCGCUGGCAGAAGGCCUUGCAGCUGGAGAAAGCGCAGAGGAUUCGCUUGGAGGACACUCUGGAGCAAUUGGCCAAGCAGCACAACCACCUAGAGAGAGCUUUCAGGGGAGCCACCGUGCUUUUGCCGUCGUACAGCAACAUGGAUUUGGGUAGCAAAGGUGGAAUGUCAGGAAAGGGGGAUGCCAGCGACGAGGAUGAUGACAACGAGUUCUUUGACGCCAUGGAGGACCCGGCAGGGUUCAUCACCAUCCCCGCUGACCCAAAAUAUCACAGGAGAUCUGACAGCAGUGUAAGCAGGCUGAGCAAUGAGACCGGCAUGGACGAUCAGUCGGUAAAUUUUGAUGAGCUGUCACUGGCAUCCAGUCUCGAGUCCCCACAGCCCUUGGAGCUGGAGCCUGUCAGGCAACGACGGACACGCAUCGCAGAAAAGCCCAACUACUACCUCAACCUGUGGAGCAUCAUGAAAAACUGCAUCGGCAAGGAGCUCUCCAAGAUACCGAUGCCCGUGAACUUUAACGAGCCUCUGUCAAUGCUGCAACGCCUGUCCGAGGACCUGGAGUACUACGAGCUGCUGGACAGGGCGGCCAAGUGUCAGAGCUCCCUGGAGCAGAUGUGCUACGUGGCCGCCUUCACCGUGUCGUCCUACUCCACCACCGUCCACCGCACCGGCAAGCCCUUCAACCCUCUGCUGGGGGAAACCUUCGAGCUGGAUCGCCUGCGAGAGUGUGGCUACCGCUCUCUUUGCGAGCAGGUGAGCCACCACCCGCCUGCAGCAGCCCACCAUGCCAUCUCUGAAAAAGGCUGGACGCUCAGACAAGAAAUCACCUUAGCCAGCAAGUUCCGAGGAAAAUAUUUGUCUAUCAUCCCCUUGGGUUCAAUCCAGUGCAUAUUUGACAAGAGCUGCAACCAUUACUCCUGGAAGAAAGUGACCACCACAGUGCACAAUAUUAUUGUGGGCAAGUUAUGGAUUGAUCAGUCAGGGGAGAUCGAUGUGGUCAACCACAAGACAGGCGAUCGAUGCCACCUUAAAUUCACUCCCUACAGUUACUUCUCCAGAGACGUGCCAAGAAAGGUGACGGGCGUGGUUAUGGACAAAGACGGAAAGGCGCAUUACGUGCUGUCGGGCACGUGGGACGAGAAGAUGGAAUUCUCUAGGAUCAUGCAGAGUAGCAAGAGCGAGAACGGCGCUGAGGGCAAACAGAGGACUGUCUACCAGACCCUCAAACCCAAGGAAAUAUGGAGGAAGAACCCCUUACCAGAGGGCACAGAGAGCAUGUACUACUUCUCCACACUGGCGCUGACCCUCAACGAACCUGAGGAGGGCGUGGCACCGACGGACAGCCGGUGGCGGCCCGACCAGCGUCUGAUGGAGGAGGGCCACUGGGACGAGGCCAAUGCCGAGAAGCAGCGGUUGGAGGAGAAGCAGCGCAUGGCUCGUCGGGAAAGGGAGAGGGAGGUCAUCAAAGCAGCCAACAUGCCUGAGGAAGCCUCAACCGUGGAUCCAAACAGUGACUCACCUUUUGAAACUGACGCUGACAAGAUUGGAACGGAAGCGAGUGAGGUUUCAGAUGAAACUGCCCAUCCAGACAGAUACCAGGCGCAGUGGUUCGAGAAGGUGGACGACACCACGUCAGGAGAGAGCUUACACGUCUACAAGGGAGGCUACUGGGAGACCAAGGACAGCGGCGGCAGCUGGGACAUCUGCCCUGACAUCUUCGGACCAUAGGCUAGAAAAUAAGAACAGAAUGAAAGCCCGAUAGAGAUGUCACCAGAAUUUUUUUGUUAGUUUUUUUUUUUUUUGUCAACUAGACAAGAAUAAAGUCAGAAGAAUAAAUUUGUCAUAUUAGAAAAAAUAAUAAUAAUCUGAUAAGAAAAGUAAUUUUACAAGGAAAAAAAAUCUGAAUUGUUGAGAAACUUUAUCAUGGAAUUAGAAUGUCCUAAAGUUACGAGAAAAAUAUUCAAUGUUCAAGAAAAAAUAUUACAAAGAAAAAAUGUCCUAAUUUUAUGAGAAAACAAUUUAAUAUUGUAAGAAUACAAUUGUUGUUUUUUAUAUUACAAAAAGAAAAAAUAUGUAAGAAAAAAGUAAUAGUUUUUUUUUUUUUUAAUGUUAUGAGAACAAAUUUACUUUUGUGAGGAUAAAGUUUCACUUUUAGAAGUAAAAGUGUUAAUAUUACAAGAUUUAAUAGUAAAUUUGCGAGAAUAAAGUUAUGAUUUUACAGGUAAAAAUGUUAAUAUUGCAGGACAAUCCUGUAAUAUGAGAAUAAAGUCAACAUUUUAUAAGGUUUUAAUUUUACAAGGUUGUAAUAUGAGAAUGAAGUUACAAUUUUACAAGUAAAAAAAUUAAUUACAAAAAAUAUUCUAAGUUUAGAGAAAGUUUUACAAGUAAUUUUUUUUAAAUUACAGCGGAAAAAAAUAAGGUCAUAGUAAUAUUACAACAAAACGUUGCAAUGUUAUGUGAAUAGUGUUAAUUUUACAAUAUUUUUUUACGGUAGUCAAUCUCAUCCAUCCGUUUUCUGAGCCGCUUCUCCUCACUAGGGUCGCGGGCGUGCUGGAGCCUAUCCCAGAUAUCAUCGGGCAGGAGGCGGGGUACACCCUGAACUGGUUGCCACCCAAUCGCAGGGCACAUACAAACAUACAACCAUUCGCACUCACAUGGACACCGACGGGGAAUUUAGAGUCUCCAAAUCAUGCAUGUUUUUGGGAUGUGGGAGGAAACCGGAGUGCCCGGAGAAAACCCACGCAGGCACGGGGAGAACAUGCAAACCCCACACAGGCGGGGCCGGGGAUUGAACCCGGGUCCUCAGAACUGUGAGGCAGACGCUCUAACCAGUCAUCCACCUAGUCAAUCUCAGUGAACAAUAUUAUAAGAAGAAAAUCUAAAAUCUACAAAUAUGAGAAUAAAUUUAUGGCAUACUUUCAGAAAGAAAAAACAAAAAAUCUAAUCCUACCAUGGAAAGAAAUCCAAAUUUUGUGAGAGAGAAGACGCAAUUUGAUGAGGAAUAAAACAUUUUUUUAUGAAAAUAAGUUUGUAACUUGACAGGAAAAAACGUUUAUGUUAACAUGCUGUUACAUUAUGCAAUGGCUGCCAAAACCAUUUUUCCCAUUGGAAAUAAUGUAAAGUCAAUUCCUGUGUUCAGGAAUCAGUCUAUCACCAUCCUAAAAACCUUCAGAGGCAAGACUUUCAUCUAAAAAGUCGAACACUGUAUAAUAAAAGUCAAAUAAAGUGAACUUACUUAAGAGGAAAAUGUAUGCUUCUGUACAGUAUAUGCUUUGCUACAAACUGAAGGACUAUGCAGUGGAUGAGAUUCCUGCAUUUAUUUUACUUAAGUGUACUUACUUUCUGUUUCUAAUGUGAACAAUAUACAUUUGGUGUGAAAUACUGGUUGCCCUUUUUACAUAGUGUAGUAUAUCCUUUAUUUAUUUUGUUCCAUAUACAGUGGCUCCUUGACAAGUUAAGUAAAAUAUCGGCCAAAUGACCGCUUGUAUCGAAAAACUCACGUUGGGUCACUCGUAUCUCAGGGCGCCACUGUUUAUAGCCUAUCCACCCCCUCUUCCCCCAACAUUCACUAUUCCCAAUCAUGUUUGAGUUAACGGAUUAAUUCUGUUCGUUUUUGUAAUUUCUGAUGUAAUUUCUACACCCAAAAUAUACUUGUAUAUACUUUCUGUAUGUAAAAUAUUUUUAACAGGAUAUACUUUCUGGUUUAAUUUAAUUUGUGAUUAUCCACUCCAUUUUUGUUUAGCAUUAUUCCUCUACACUGGCAUUGAAGCAGGAGUUCAGAACAUUCAUUGAUGUAAAUGGUUAUGUCAAAUUUAAAAAUGAUGUGUACAUUUAUGUGAAAAAUAUUGCCAUUUUGCAAGAAAGCGUUUUGAGUAUUACAACAAUUUUCUCUAAUCUGAAAACAUUGUCUUAAGAAUAUAGAUUUUUUUUUAGUGAUUGCAGUAAAAAUUAAUUGAUUUCAGAAGAAAGUUUGCAUAUUUUGAAAAUAUAAGAAUUUGUUGUACAAUGAAGAUUCUAAUUCAAAAGAUUUAGUGAAAAUUAAACACUUUACAACAAUAAAAUUGAAAUAUUGAGGAAAAACUCAUUCAAGAUUUUUUUUUAAUAUGAGAACAAAAAAAAUAUUAAUGAAAAAGAUGCAAUUUAACCAGAAAAUGUGAAAUUAUAAUAGUUGUAUUUUUAUGAGAAACUUAUAAUUUCCCAAAAGAUUUGAGUAGCUCAAUAAUAGAUUUUGCAGAGUGCAUUUUGAAGAAGACACGGUAAAGGUUAAUUGUGAGAAUAAAGUGUAAUUUCUUGAGAAUUUUGGGACAAAUUUGGAUUUUUGUUUCUUAUUUAUUUUGAUUAUUAUUUUUUUAACUUUUUUGCCCAAUGAUGUAUGAAUGUGCAUGAAUGGGUGAAAUUGAGGCCUUGUAAAGCACUUUGGCUAUCAUACAGUGUAGCUAAAGCACUAUAUAUGGUAAGUGCUCACCUUUUACUAUUUUAACUUUUUAAUCAUUCUUUCAAAAUGUUGCUUU